UGUGUAUCUGUAGGAAUCUGUCGGUAACGUUUGUGCUCAGCGGUGCUUCUGUGGCUUACAAAAAUGGACGCGUUAAAUAAGCUGAAACAGUUUGACGCUUAUCCCAAAACUCUGGAGGAUUUCCGAGUGAAGACGUGGGGAGGAGCGACCGUGACGGUCAUCAGCGGAGUCAUCAUGUUGAUCCUGUUCAUCUCUGAGCUGCAGUACUAUCUCACUAAAGAGGUUCACCCCGAGCUUUACGUCGACACGUCGCGAGGAGACAAACUGAAAAUCAACAUCGACGUCAUUUUCCCACACAUGCCCUGCGCCUAUCUCAGUAUAGAUGCGAUGGACGUGGCCGGCGAGCAGCAGCUGGACGUGGAACACAAUCUGUUCAAACAGCGGCUGGACACAGACCUGAAAGCUGUGACCCUCGAGGCAGACAAACACGACCUCGGUAUGGCGGACGACGGUGAAGUGUUCGACCCCAGUUCACUGGACCCAAACAGAUGUGAGAGCUGCUACGGAGCCGAGACCGAAGACCUCAAAUGCUGUAACACCUGUGACGACGUGCGGGAGGCGUACCGGCGGCGAGGCUGGGCGUUCAAGAACGCCGACACCAUCGAGCAGUGCAAGAGGGAGGGCUUCUCCCAGAAGAUGCAGGAGCAGAAGAACGAAGGCUGCCAGGUCUACGGCUUCCUGGAGGUCAACAAGGUGGCCGGAAAUUUCCACUUUGCUCCGGGAAAAAGUUUCCAGCAGUCUCAUGUCCACGUGCACGCUGUGGAAAUUCACGACCUGCAGAGUUUCGGAUUAGACAACAUAAACAUGACCCAUCUGAUAAAACACCUGUCGUUCGGUAAAGAUUACCCCGGCAUCGUGAACCCUCUGGACGAGACGGACGUCACGGCGCCACAAGCAUCAAUGAUGUACCAGUAUUUUGUGAAGAUUGUUCCCACCAUCUACGUGAAAACUGAUGGAGAGGUGGUAAAAACGAACCAGUUCUCGGUCACCAGACACGAGAAAGUGGCCAACGGGCUGAUAGGAGACCAGGGCCUGCCGGGCGUGUUUGUUUUAUACGAGCUGUCGCCCAUGAUGGUUAAAUUCACAGAGAAACACAGAUCAUUCACACACUUCUUAACGGGGGUUUGUGCCAUCAUUGGAGGCGUGUUUACAGUGGCCGGUCUGAUCGACUCGCUCAUCUACCACUCGGCUCGGGUCAUCCAGAAGAAGAUAGAGUUGGGCAAGGCGUCCUAACGCCGCCCCCCCCCCACACUGACCCCCCCUGCCGGCCUCCACGGUGCAAAACGGACCGAGACAACGGACAGAAGAGACGGACACAGAAGAGGGACAGACAGACGGAGACGGAAGCAGUUUGUCUUUCUGUCUUCUGUCAGAUGGAGUGACAGAACACAGAGAGAGGUUCUAAAGCACCGGAGAGGAACUUGUGGGACUUUUUUUCAGGGUUUUUUUUUUGCUCUCCGCUGUUUAAUUUCAAUGCCGACGGGUUCAGAAUCAGAGAGGACGACGACGCCUCGUCUGCCUCCAGAAGCUCCUCGGUGGGGAAAAGAGGAAACCUCCUUCCCUCACUUCCUGCUCACUUCCUGUUUAACGACCGCCGCCACACUGAAUGUCCGUUAGAGGAUCCAGAGGGGCGAAGAUGAGACUUUAAUGGAAUACGUCACCCAAAAUCAUACAACCUGGUUUGUACGAACAUUUCUUUUAAGCAGAAUCACAGACUCUCAAUACAACAAAUAUAUUGAGACGCCUUUAAGGAUAAAUUUGGUCAUAUUUUAUACUUUUUAUUGUCAACAAAUCCCAUGAACUAAGCAAAACCAGCAACAACUUAUCCUGCUAACUUGUCUUUGUAUCCACAUAUCUUAUUCCUCUGUGUCACAGCGCUCCGUUGUCGUCCAAAAACAUUAAAAACACACCGAUGAGUCUCACUGUUGCACUGGGGGACACUUUCCUUCAUUGUGAACACACACAC
This is a messenger RNA of Anarrhichthys ocellatus (wolf-eel), 1966 nucleotides long. RefSeq names its product ERGIC and golgi 3 (gene ergic3). The transcript has 14 exons. NCBI's taxonomy places the organism in Eukaryota, Metazoa, Chordata, Actinopteri, Perciformes, Anarhichadidae. The coding region runs from base 64 to 1233 and encodes 389 amino acids. The record is from RefSeq and is a predicted model, not a curated record. Gene Ontology annotation, biological process: retrograde vesicle-mediated transport, Golgi to endoplasmic reticulum; endoplasmic reticulum to Golgi vesicle-mediated transport. Gene Ontology annotation, cellular component: endoplasmic reticulum membrane; Golgi membrane; endoplasmic reticulum.